Pteropus alecto (black flying fox) is the source of this 939-nucleotide messenger RNA. Its product is annotated as olfactory receptor 2L8. Gene Ontology annotation, biological process: G protein-coupled receptor signaling pathway. Bases 1 to 939 code for a protein of 312 amino acids. The transcript has a single exon. Gene Ontology annotation, molecular function: G protein-coupled receptor activity; olfactory receptor activity. Lineage: Eukaryota; Metazoa; Chordata; Mammalia; Chiroptera; Pteropodidae. The record is from RefSeq and is a predicted model, not a curated record. Gene Ontology annotation, cellular component: membrane.
AUGGAGAAUUACAACCAAACAUCAACUGAUUUCAUCUUAUUAGGGCUGCUCCCACCAUCAAAAAUCGGGCUGUUCUUCUUCUCUCUCAUUGUGCUCAUGUUCUUGAUGGCUCUGCUUGGCAACCUGUCUAUGGUCCUCCUCAUUGUGCUGGAUGCCCACCUCCACACCCCCAUGUACAUCUUCUUGAGCCAGCUCUCCCUCAUUGAUCUGAACUAUGUCUCUACCACUGUCCCCAAAAUGGCUUUCAACUACCUGCUGGGGAACAAAUCUAUCUCAUUCAUUGGAUGUGGGGUUCAGAGCUUCUUCUUCUUGACUUUAGCGGGUGCAGAAGCUCUGCUGUUAACAUGCAUGGCCUAUGACCGCUAUGUGGCCAUUUGCUUUCCUCUCCACUAUCCCACUCGGAUGAGUAAAAGAGUGUGUGUGCUGAUGAUAGCAGGAUCUUGGAUGAUGGGCGCUAUCAACUCCUGUGCUCACACUGCAUACAUUCUCCAUAUUCCCUAUUGUCGAUCCAGGGCCAUCAACCAUUUCUUCUGUGAUGUCCCAGCCAUGGUGAUUCUGGCCUGCAUGAACACUUGGCUCUAUGAGUGUACAGUGUUUGCAAGCACCAUCUUUUUUCUUGUGUUGCCUUUCAUGGCUAUUGUGUGUUCUUAUGGCCUCGUUCUCCUUUCUGUUCUCAGCAUGCGCUCAGAGGCAGGGAGGAAGAAGGCCUACUGGACCUGCAGUACACACCUCACUGUGGUGGCUUUUUUCUAUGCACCCUUUGCUUACACUUACCUACGCUCGAGAUCCCUACGAUCUCCAACAGAGGACAUGGUACUAGCUGUCUUCUACACAAUCCUGACCCCAGUGCUCAACCCUGUCAUCUAUAGUCUGAGAAACAAGGAGGUGAUGGGGGCCUUGAUGAGAGUGAUUCAGAGAAUCUACUGUGUGAAAAUGUAA